AUCUCUUUAUGAAUUCAUAAUUAAAUAUCUCAAGAUUUAAAUCCAACUGACUGAUUAAUUAAUCAGUCAAACUCUGAAUAAUAAAUCCGGAUAAAUUAAUCAUAGGAUAAUCUGAAAUUCAGGUCCAAUGAUUAAUUAGCUUUUCUUUUGCGUCGUCUAUUUAUAGAAACUCCACUCUCCGUUCAUAUAGAAAUUCAAACCACCACCACCGCCGCCAUGAAAAGGGUUUUCUUGAUAAUCAACUGCAUCAUACUCGCCGUCGGAAACUGCGGCGGCCCUUUGAUCAUGCGCCUCUACUUCGUCCACGGCGGCAAGAGGAUCUGGUUUUCCAGCUGGCUCGAAACCGGGGGUUGGCCCAUAAUCCUCGCCCCACUCAUCGUGUCCUACACGCGCCGCCGCCGCACCGCCGCAGCAGGCAAGGCGGAGCUCUACCUCAUGAAGCCGCGCGUGUUCGUGGCGGCGGCGGUGAUCGGAGUGCUGACGGGGUUCGACGACUACCUGUACGCGUACGGGGUGGCCAAGCUCCCGGUGUCCACAUCCGCCCUCAUCGUCGCCUCCCAGCUGGCUUUCACGGCGGUGUUCGCCUUUCUUAUGGUGAAGCAGGAGUUCACGGCGUACUCCGUUAACGCGGUGGUUCUGUUAACUCUGGGGGCGGUGGUUUUGGGGCUCCACACGAGCGGAGAUAGGCCGGAGGGGGAGUCGAGUAAGGAGUACAUGGUGGGGUUCUUGCUGACGGUGGCGGCGGCGGCGCUGUACGGAUUUAUACUGCCGGCGGUGGAGCUGACGUAUAAGAAGGCGAAGCAGGCGGUGUCGUAUACGCUGGUUUUGGAGAUGCAGUUGGUUAUGUGCGUCUUUGCGACGUCGUUUUGCACCGUUGGGAUGCUCGUCAACAAUGAUUUCCAGGCAAUUGCAAGGGAAGCACGAGCAUAUGAACUUGGGGAGACAAAAUACUAUAUAGUUGUAUUGUGGAGUGCCAUUGUUUGGCAAUGCUUUUUCUUGGGAGCCAUUGGAGUUAUAUUCUAUUCAUCGUCACUUCUAUCGGGCAUCGUUAUUACAGUUUUACUACCGGCAACCGAAAUAUUAGCCAUUAUUUUCUACCACGAGAAAUUUCAAGCUGAAAAGGGUCUCUCUCUUUUCUUAUCUCUUUGGGGAUUUAUAUCUUACUUUUAUGGCGAAAUGAAAAAGGACAAGAACAAGAACAAGAACAACAUCGAUCAAAGUAACGACCAGACUCAGGCUACAGAAACCGAGUUGACUCAUCGGGUCGUUAUAAAUCCUUGA
Messenger RNA from Erythranthe guttata (spotted monkey flower), 1281 nucleotides. Lineage: Eukaryota; Viridiplantae; Streptophyta; Magnoliopsida; Lamiales; Phrymaceae. The record is from RefSeq and is a predicted model, not a curated record.